UGCAAAUGAGUUUCGAUAGUGCGCGGGACGAUGAUCGGGAGCCGUUACGUUUGUACAAAAGACGAUUGCAGCGGUGGUUUUAUCUAGGCCUAUAGCGCCAGAAACUGUGUUUACAUCCUCAAUUUUCACGUGAAUUUCGAUAAUUCACACGACCACAGCAUGGAUAACAUGGAAUGCUCAAUUGCUGGUGAUGAAUCUUCACCAGCAAGAACGAUUCUCACCGUCAAGAACACAGAAGAGUUGUUAGAAGCCAUCGAGAGUCUGUCCUCUGAGAAUGUUGCCAUGAGUGUUGAGGUCCAACAUGAAACUCUGGAAUCUGAGGACAACCAGGCAACCGGUUCCCAGCAGUAUCAAUUUACCACAACAGACUACCAGCAAGGCCAGAUCCAGCCUACUGAUGCACAACAAAUUGAGUACGUCACCGAGCAGGUUGAGACUUCUCAAGUACCUGUCGGUGACAUGGGAGAGGAGCAGUUGAUUACUACCACGCCUCAAGUGGUCUUUCCAGGUGGUAACCAGGAAGGAGAUGUGGACAAAACGAUCCAGAUUGUCACUGAAGCUGCUCAAAACCAACAGGUAUCUGCAGAUGGUCAACCUGAAUACCAUUAUAUCUUACCUGAUGCCCUGGUCUGUGCUGAGCAGGUACAAACUGAAACUGUCCAGUCCAGUUCAGAUGUGGCAGUUACAGGCCAAAACGAGAUAGCUUCCAGUCUUCACUCAGGUGAACUACCACCCACGGUGUACCGUCAGGGCCAGGAUAUUCAUAGCUCUUUGGAAAUUGCAUCAGCUGUUGAAAUUCUGACGGGACUAGCUUCAACCAUCACUACUCAGCUUGGGUACCAGGAGGCCAAACAAGUUGUUGACAAGUCUGUCAAACACAAGGAGAAGAAGCACAAGAAGAAAUCCAAGAAGGAUAAAUCUGACCACUCAAAGCGGAAGAAAUCUAAAAAACAUAAGAAGGACAAGCAACCGAGUGAGCCAGAACCUAAGCCCAGAAAGACCGAUGGAGGAUAUCACGAGUGUCCAACGUGUCAGAAGACAUUUGGUACAGCAGCUAAUCUUAAGAGCCACUUGGUGUCCCACACUACUGAGCGACCGUUUGCUUGCGAGACCUGUGGAGCCACUUUCAAGCGACGACGAUAUCUACAGCUUCAUAAGAAUAUCCACACACAGGCUAAGAUCUUCGAGUGCACCUACUGUGACAAGACCUUCUUGAUGAAGAGCUGGCUGCAUAGUCAUGAGAGAUAUCACACUAAGCCAUUCUCCUGCGAUCUCUGUGGUCGGGCAUUUGGUGACAAGAAGAUUCGAGAUGUCCAUCGGAGGUCCCACACUAAUGAGAAACCAUUUGUGUGUGCAGAAUGUGGCCAAGCUUUCCGAUCCAAAGCGGUAGCCAUCAAACAUGGUCGUAGGCACUCUGGUUUAAAACCCUAUGUCUGUAAAAUUUGUAACAAGGCAUACACUCAAAUCCACAAUCUCACAGAUCAUGAGAAAACCCAUGUUGAUGAUCAGACAUUUGCUUGUAAGACCUGCGGCAAAGUGUUCUAUGCUCGUAGCAGUCUUAGACGUCAUCGCAUAAAAGAACACCCGGAUGAGAAAACAGGUGUCCAGAAAAUCCCCUUGUCACGCAAUCAAGUCAUAACAAAAGAACCUGGUGUGUUUGAAAUCAUAAGAAAACCAUAUGUGUGUAAAGUUUGCACCGAAGGCUAUAAAACCAAAAAGUCUUUGAAAAUGCAUGAAAAAAUUCACGAAGCAAGCCGUGUCUGUCAGUACUGUAAUGCUGUGUUUGUCUCUCGAUCAGAUUUAGUUAUUCACAUCAGGUCCCAUACCGGUGAGCGUCCUUUUGCUUGCAGUAUCUGCGGGAAAACGUUCACCUCCAAAAAAGCAACCAACAGGCAUGAAAAAUCCCACAGUGGGGUGAAGCCAUUUGAAUGCAAAACCUGUAAUAAGAGAUUCACCCGCUCCUCCAAUCUCAAAGAUCAUGAGCUUAUACAUGCAGGAAAGAGCAAACGUUUUGCUUGCAGCGGUUGUGAGAAGAUCUUUGCAUCGCGCAGCGCUAUGAAGAGUCACGAGAGGCUCAAGCACGGUCCUGGUGCCACAGUCACCACAGUGACCACGGUUGACCAGUCAGCACCUCAGCCAAUUACACAAGAUGAAACGGCUGAACAAGUCGAGCUGUUUGAGAUUAUUAUAGCUGCUUCGGGGCAAGCAGAGGAACAGGUGGCAGAGGUAACAGAGAUUGGAAGUGUGGUUGCAGUCUCUUGAAAAUACAACCUCAACUCUGGACAAACUCUCAACCUCAAAUCUAGAAAACCUAGGUUGAGGAACUUUGCAUUUCGAUUUUUAAAUCAUUUCUUUGAGAUUUUUUUGAAUUAAGGUUUGUGUAGAAAUAUGCUGUAGGUGUUAAGCCCUAAAUAUUUCUCUCCCGAGGUUUUUAAAAAAUAGUUAGUGAAGUAUUUAAUUCUUGUUUCUGUAAGAGGAAGAAAAACCUCCAAAAAAUGGAAAGUAGGUAAAACUUUUCAUAUUCUCAGACACAACUACAAUGCAUUUUCACAAUUCUUUCGUGGAAUUUAGUCAGUGAUUUUUGCCUAGAUUUUCUUUUUUUUCUUGAGGGUGGUUUUUAGUCUGUUCUUUUUUGGUUUUGGGGUUAUUUAUUUUAAUCACAGGAGGAAAUUCAAAUUAUGUAAACAUUGGCAUUUUAGCUAAUUGUACUUGUAAAUACAAAGCUCUCAAGGAUAAAUGUGUAAUUUGGAUAUUUUUCCUCAAACUCUACAUUAUUGACCAUUUUCCAAAAAGUGUCAAAAACUAUUUUCCGUAUGAAAAUCUUUUUACGUGUAGAUUGAUUCUAGACACCUUGCAAAAUUCAAGAUUUCUACGGCAAUGUAUGAUGUUUGUUGGAAACAUAGCAGCCCCUCAUUUUUUGUUUUCUUCAGUGUUGAAAUCAGUUUUGCAACAAGAUCAAAAAUAAAAGUCACUGACCUUAGAUAUGUUGGGUUUGGAGCUGAAGACUUUCACAAGAUUAAUGAAAAUUUGUAAACUAACUGACUUAAACUGAUCAAACAUGUCAUGUACCAAUGCACACUAAAACAAUUAGUUUGUUUGUAGCAUUAUAUUUUCCAUCUACAUGUACAUCUAAAUGUCCAGUUAUUUAGGAUUUACAUUUCAAACAUACAAGAACCAAGUUCGGUGUGCACAGUAGACAGGAAAUCCUGUGCAUGGCUUAGAGAAAAAUUAAAUGAUUAAAGACUUGUACAUUUUAAAUUUACUACAAUUUGUUCUUUCCAUAUGGCGCGAGAUGUUUCUAUUUACUGUUCUACCGACAGUUGUACAAAGAUAAUUUGGGCAGUGUUUAUUGUUUAUAAUUUGUUCCAGUGCUGUGAAUUUCUUGUAAAUGGAAUUAAAAAUGUUUUAUUAUCGUUAGGCUUAAUACUGGUUUGUUUUUCCUUCAAGGUUGGGGUUUUUGGUCAAGAUUUAUUGUAUUAAAUUGAAGUUGUUGACCAUAUGACAUGAUUGAUUUUCUGGAAGUUUGUAAAUUUACAUUGUAUUUUAUAUAUAUGCCCAUUUAAACAGUGUAGAUCAGUCUGUCCUGUCAGAGGAAUAGAAAAUAGAUAUCAACCUAACAAGCUCACCUGUAGCUCCAUUCAUGAUGACGUACAAUGAUCAACUCCCAAGUCUCUUGAUUUCUUGGGGUUUUUUUUCAGUUUAUUUGUGGCAAAGUUGUGGUUGUAAUAGGAACUUCGCUCAUUUCUGGUAACUUUAUUUUGAAUGAGAAUUGAUUGUACAUGUAAUCGUAAUGACCAGUGAGUGACAGUGAUAAUGGAAUUGAAGUUAUUUAAAUGCACUGUGACUUCUGAACUCAUUUUAAAAUUUUCUUCCUCGCGUUACAGUUGCUAUUCAUCCAAAAAGUGAAAUUCCACCUAGAUGCUUCUAUGUUGGUCACAUUUUGUGUCAUGGUAAAGGUUGUGUUGUACAUAUAAUUACAUAUCUCAUCAGUUAUAUUUGGUGAUUGUAAUCUUAUGUGAAAAUUGGGACAAUGACAGUGUUGAGAAUAAACCAAUGAAUCCCAUAAUGCCUCUGGCCAUUCUGCUUGUUGCUGUUCAAAGAAUAAUAAACAUUUGGAAUGGGGCAGAUGGUGAGGGGUUCUUACAGGCCAACAAA
Molecule: messenger RNA, 4155 nt
Organism: Acanthaster planci (crown-of-thorns starfish)
Lineage: Eukaryota; Metazoa; Echinodermata; Asteroidea; Valvatida; Acanthasteridae
Biological process (GO): regulation of transcription by RNA polymerase II
Cellular component (GO): nucleus
Molecular function (GO): DNA-binding transcription factor activity, RNA polymerase II-specific; RNA polymerase II transcription regulatory region sequence-specific DNA binding
Source: RefSeq, a predicted model, not a curated record